AUGCAUUCAACAGAAAAGGAGGACAUUCGAGCAGGUUGCAGUACAGCUGCAAAUGAUCUUGUGUACAUCAUUGAUGGUUCCUGGAGUGUGGGCUACAGGGACUUUGAUACUGCCAAGCGCUGGCUUAUCAACAUCACCAGCGGCUUUGAUGUAGGCACCCAUUACUCCCAGGUGGCUGUAGUGCAGUACAGUGACACUCCUCGGCUAGAGAUCCCACUUGGUGCUCAUCAAAGUGCCAAAGAGCUCAUUGAAGCUAUCCAGGCUAUCCGUUACAUGGGAGGCAACACAAAGACAGGGCGUGCCAUCAAGUUUGCAGUUGAUCACGUGUUUGCUUUCUCACAGCGCAGCGACACCAGUAGGAAUCGCAUUGCCGUAGUUGUGACUGAUGGGAAAUCUCAGGAUGAUGUGGUGGAUGCUAGUGUAGAGGCUCGAGCACAGGGAAUCACUGUAUUUGCAGUGGGAGUGGGGUCAGAGAUCACCACCUCGGAGCUGGUUGCAAUCGCUAACAUGCCGUCCAGCUUCUACGUGCUGUAUACACAGGACUACACCACCAUCGAUCGCAUCCGAGACUCCAUGGAGCAGAAACUUUGUGAAGAAUCUGUUUGUCCCACACGUAUCCCUGUGGCCUCUCGGGAUGAGAAGGGCUUUGAGCUGAUACUUGGGAUGAAAAUCCAUCAGAAAGCCAAGAAGCUACAAGGCUCUUUGCUGUCAGAGACAGCCUAUUUCCUGGACAAAGGGGUGGACAUUACUGAAGAGACAAGAGAGAUAUUUCCAGAGGGUCUUCCUCCGUCCUAUGUGUUUGUGGCCACUCUGCAGCUGAAAGGCACUACAAGCAGAGAGAAGUUUGACCUGUGGAGGGUACUUUCUAAAGAUCAAGAAGUCCAAGUGGCUGUGACGCUACAUGGACAAGAGGAUUCUGUCACCUUUACCACCACAAACUUGGCAAGUGGGGUACAAGUGGUCACUUUUAAUGCACAAGGCCUUCAGAGACUAUUUGAUCAACGCUGGCACCAGCUGAAGAUUCUUGUCAGGCAAAGGCAUGCCAUCUGUUUUGUCGAUGACCAGGUGAUCCAGGAAGUGGAUCUGGAGCCAGUUGUGCCCAUUUUCAUCAAUGGGAAAACUCAGAUUGCCAAACAUUACAACUCUGAAGCUACGAUUCCUUUGGCAAUCCAAAAACUGAGGCUGUAUUGUGAUCCAAUGCAAAGUGAAAGAGAAACAGCAUGUGAGAUUUAUUCUGUGGAUGAUGAAAGGUGUCCCACAAACCGAGAGGCACCUGAAGAAAAGGAAGAGUGUGACUGCAGUCAGGGGAACCCUGGACCAUCCGGACCACCUGGGCCAAAGGGUGAAAAAGGAGAAAAUGGACUUCCUGGUCGUGAUGGUAAGCCUGGUAUCAAAGGUGAGCGAGGAAUGCCUGGGGAGCCAGGUGCAUUGGGGCAAAAGGGUAAAGCUGGUUUACAUGGACCCAAAGGUGACUCAGGAGUAAAGGGCUCCAAAGGUGAGCGAGGACAGCGAGGGCUGCCUGGAAAACAAGGACCACCAGGACCCAAGCGACCUCGGGGUGACAAAGGUGAACAAGGACCCCCUGGUGAGCCUGGGCCAAAGGGGGAACCGGGCCUCCCUGGGAAUGAAGGACCCGCUGGCACAAUUGGAUCAAAGGGUGAUAAGGGAGAUGAAGGACAGCCUGGCAGAGAUGGAAUACAAGGUGUACCAGGUAUUCGUGGACUUCCUGGGGAGGUGGGGCCAACUGGACCUCAGGGGGCUAGAGGAUCACCUGGACAGAAAGGAUCUGCUGGACCUAAAGGACUUCCAGGCAUCCAGGGACCACCAGGUUCCUCUGGAGCAGAUGGACAAAUUGGCCCUAAGGGAAGUCCUGGACAACAGGGAUUGCCUGGUCAUCUGGGUGUGCCAGGCCAAAAGGGCUCACAGGGAGAACCAGGUUUUCCAGGUUUACAAGGUGCUGAAGGUCUUCCUGGCUUUAAAGGACAUAAGGGGGAUAUGGGAGAACCUGGUCCAAAGGGUGUUCAGGGUGAAAGAGGACAUGAGGGAGCACCUGGUGUGCCUGGGCCACAGGGUGAAGUUGGACUCAAGGGAAGCAAAGGAGAGAGAGGUAGUCCAGGAGAUCCUGGAGCUAGAGGUCCUGAUGGGAAGAAAGGAGACAUGGGACACACAGGAGUAGUUGGACCACGUGGUUCUCCAGGACAGGAUGGGUCACCAGGGCAUCCUGGUCUUCCAGGAUAUCCGGGCAAACCUGGGAAGUCUCCUUCUGAUGAACAAUUAAAAAAGCUCUGUGGAGAUGUAUUAAGACAGGAGCUCUCCCAGCUGAUGCAAACGAUGAUUCCUCAGAGCUGUGAGCCUUGUGAGAUGGUGAAAGGCCCCCCAGGUCCACCUGGAGCUCAAGGUCCUAAAGGCUCCACUGGGCCACAGGGAUAUCCAGGCAGGCCAGGCUCUCAGGGUUACCCAGGCUCACCUGGCUUACAGGGGCCCCCAGGGGUCAAAGGGGACAUGGGACCAAGGGGCUUGAAGGGCAACAAAGGGGAAGGUAGGCCAGGACAACCUGGACUGCCUGGAGAAAGAGGGAUCCCGGGCCUGCAUGGCACUGAUGGAAUUGGAUUACCUGGUCCUCCUGGAACACCGGGCAAAUCUGGCUCUCCAGGACUUCCAGGCAAGCGAGGUGCCCCAGGGCCAGCUGGAGUGUGUGAUAUGUCCAUCUGCUAUCCGGCCUACAACCUCAGGGAAGAACACUAUAGCAAAGGCCCGAACUUCUGA
Messenger RNA from Neoarius graeffei (lesser salmon catfish), 2766 nucleotides. RefSeq names its product collagen alpha-1(XXI) chain. Lineage: Eukaryota; Metazoa; Chordata; Actinopteri; Siluriformes; Ariidae. The transcript is spliced from 28 exons. The coding region runs from base 1 to 2766 and encodes 921 amino acids. The record is from RefSeq and is a predicted model, not a curated record.